Rhipicephalus sanguineus (brown dog tick) is the source of this 2078-nucleotide messenger RNA. RefSeq names its product exonuclease 3'-5' domain-containing protein 2 (gene Exd2). The transcript has 3 exons. Bases 221 to 2017 code for a protein of 598 amino acids. The record is from RefSeq and is a predicted model, not a curated record. Gene Ontology annotation, molecular function: 3'-5' exonuclease activity; nucleic acid binding. Lineage: Eukaryota; Metazoa; Arthropoda; Arachnida; Ixodida; Ixodidae. Gene Ontology annotation, biological process: nucleobase-containing compound metabolic process. Gene Ontology annotation, cellular component: nucleus; cytoplasm.
CCCCAUUCGGACACGUGCUUUCUGUUUCUGUUGUGACGGUUGCGAUGUCUAUCAAACGGCUUGACGUGCCCGAAAUCAUCUCUUUGUGUCUAGUCAUUUACUGUCGUUCGAUUCGCUAGAAUGGUGCUACGUGCAUGCCGACGGUUAUGCUGCCCGUUUGUAUCGGGCUGCCCUAUAAAAACACAGUGGUCGCGCGUCAACCAUCGCACUCGCUACCACGAUGGGCACUGAUGGCUCGUACAAGUUGAUCGGCCUCGCCGCAGGUGCUGCCGCGUUCAUUGGGCUCGGUGCGUAUCUGUGCGAAAAGAAGUUUUACAAGUACUUCCAGCAGAGGUCUGCCCCGAAUGUCGUCGUGUGUUCGUCUCUCGAGGAUUUCGAGAGAGUGGAAGCUCUCUUCCUGGAGCUGUGUCGCCAGUCUAGAAUCUUGGGACUCGACUGCGAAUGGGUGCCCUGCAGCAAGAAGGAGAGGAACAAGAUUGCCCUGCUUCAGCUGGCCCCCACGAGAGACUUCAGCGUGCUUCUGAGGCUGUGCAAAAUGCUUCCCAACGAGGACGCGUCGGUGCUUCCGGAGUCGCUGAGAGCCGUGCUGGACGACGAGUCCAUCGUCAAGCUAGGCGUCGCAGUGUGCGACGACGCCUCCAAGCUUCGCCGCGACUACGGACUGUCCGUUCGCGGCUGUCUCGACCUCAGAUAUGUGUUGACUUUCUUUCCGGAGCUCCGGCACUACCCGGCCGCCGGGCUGAAGAAACAGGCGCUGGCGAUCCUGGGCGCGCGUACGGGCGACACCACAAAGCUCGCAUGCAGCAACUGGGAGGCCGACGCCCUCAACGAGGCGCAGAUCGACUACGCCGCGACCGACGUCUUGCUCCCCGUUCAAAUCUUCGAGCAGAUCGUACGCGACAGGCUGACGCUGUUCUCGUUCAGGCCCGGCUGGUAUCGCCGGCUCAGGGCCCAAACCUUGGACGCCUGCGGACCGCUGCUGGACGUUCCUUUCUCCGAGGAAAAGUGCAAUCGAAUGUCCGCGACGAAGGCAGCAAGCAUGGCAGCAAACGGCUCGACCCAUUCGGGCACGACGCCCAAGAAACUGGGCUGUUUCCGGUCUUACAUGACGCGCAAGACGCCGCUGUACGACAACUGCAUGUUGCUGGCACCGGAUGGCGAGCCCCUCAGCAGCUGCAACUACAAGAAGGUGCAGUGGUACAUCGACAAGGGCUUAGGGAGACUUGUUUCCCGUGACGACGAGCCAGUGGCCGUGCAGCUUAACUUUGAGCCAUCCAACCGGCCAGUGCUUGACAGCCAGUACUACACGCAAAACAAGGACAACCUGUGCGUUGUCUGCAACUCCAGGCAGUCACUCGUCCGCAAGAAUGUGGUUCCUCACGAGUACAGAAAAUAUUUCCCAGAGAUCAUGAAGAACCACAUAUCACACGACAUCCUGCUGCUGUGCCUCCGCUGUCACCAGAUCAGUAAUUUAAGGGACGGAGAACUUCGCAGAGCACUGGCGAAGGAAUGUAAUGCACCCAUCGAGAGCGGCGUGCUGGGAAAAGUGAUGGACGACCCCGAGCUGCGGAAAGUGCGUUCAGCCGGGCGAGCAUUGUUCAAGGCGCGGAAGUCACUUCCGCAGGACAGGGUGGCACUUCUCGAGGAUGUCCUCAAGAAGCACUUUGACGUUGACGAAGUCACAGACGACGUCAUUAGGACGGCCUCGGAAAUCGACACCAAGAUUUACAACGAGGAGUUCAUUCCGCACGGCUUCAAAGUUGUGGAACACUUCAAAAGCACAAGCGGACUGGUCUCCUUUGAAAUGAGGUGGAGGCAGCAUUUUCUGGACUCAAUGCAGCCCCAGUUCAUGCCGGCGAUGUGGUCCGUAGACCACCACAAGGAGGUACUAGCUCUAAAGUAUGCUCAAGGCAGGGCUAAAGAUACGACGCUGUCGGAGGUUGGCCUCACUCAAGAAUUUGUAGACAGUGUUCUAGACAAGCUUUCUCUUACUCUAGAGGACUUAAAGAAAGACUGAUGACGUGUGGGGGCACUUUAAGGUUGCAAGGGACCACCGUUAUGUUUUUUGUGUGUGUGUG